UUAAUUUUGGGUAGGGGAGCAUUUCACUAUAAUAACUAAAACCUGUUUUAAUUGGAUUUAUUGGAUAUAAAUAGAAGACCAGUCUUACAAAUUCGAUGCACAUGUUCACCUAAAAUAACCUUUAAACCCUCGCCCAAGAAACACAGACGGAGCUAACCUUAAACCCUGAAUUCACCAAGAACCGACUGCAGAAAAUCCGAAAAACCCUCAGCAUGGAUCACGCAGCAGCUGCACAGGAGAGAUUAGUGAACGAGAAACUGAGGCAGAAGCUCAAUGAGGUCAACGCUGCCGCCCAAUCUCAUCUCGCCGGUGUACAUGACCACAUCAAUUUCACCCUACAGCAAGCGUACUUCAAGUGUGCAUAUGAGUGUUUCGACCGGAGAAAGAACCAGAAUGAGAUCGGCAACUGCGUGGAGCAUUGCAGUGUGCCCGUGGUGAAUGCCCAGAAUCUUGUCGAAAACGAAAUGGCUAGAUUUCAGGAAAAACUGAGCAGGUCUCUCACAGUCUGCCAAGACAAAUACGAGUCAGCCAAGCUCCAGACGAACAGUAACCAUUCCAUGCAGGAUCUCAUGCUGAAUAGGAACCAAUCCAUGCAAAAUCUGGAGUCGUGCGUCGAACAAUCUGUUCAAGACAGCAUCAACAUGAUGCCACAUCUGGCCGGGAAAUUAAAGGCGUAUUUGUCACUCAAUGAUUAGAGACUUGAGUUGCCAAGCAACACGUGAAAAUUGUCCGGCCAUGCUGUCAUGUUUUGUCUUCAUAAAUUGCUCUGUUGAAGCAUAAAUUGUUAACUGCCAUGAGAUUAACAUACACUUGAGUUGUUUACUUGCAAUGAAAUCAAGCUUGCCGGUGGUACCUAGUAUUGAAUGAGAUCUUGAAUUUGGCGUAAUUACGUGGAAUGAAGGGGUAAGUUAGCAUUAAAAAUUCUCAUGAACAAACGAAGGAGACCAUGCCUUGUAUCUUUUAAAACAUCAAGAGUGCUAGUGAUAUCAAAAGCAGGUGAUUGUCCAUAAGUGGGGUAAAACCUUUAUUAAAGCAACACAUUGGAUUAAAUAUUCAAAGUCCAAUAUGAAAAUCACAAGACAGCGUAAGAUUGGAUUUUGUUAUUACUUCAUACUUCUGAGCAAAGUACUUGCUUCGAGUGUGC
Molecule: messenger RNA, 1144 nt
Organism: Striga asiatica
Lineage: Eukaryota; Viridiplantae; Streptophyta; Magnoliopsida; Lamiales; Orobanchaceae
Source: the annotation of a GenBank genome assembly